Molecule: messenger RNA, 897 nt
Organism: Corylus avellana
Lineage: Eukaryota; Viridiplantae; Streptophyta; Magnoliopsida; Fagales; Betulaceae
Source: RefSeq, a predicted model, not a curated record
AUGCUGGUCAAAAGUGUGCUGCCACAAAACCAUGCACUUGACUUGCAAGAGAUGUUCACAACCUUGAAGAGGUAUAGGAUGAAGUUGAAUCUCUCAAAAUGUGCAUUCGGAGUCUUGUCGAGAAAAUUCCUCGAUUAUAUGGUGUCGAGCCGAGGAAUAGAAGCCAACCCCAAGAAGAUACAAGUUGUUCUAGACAUGCAAUCUCCGAAGAAUCUAAAGCAGCUCCAGCGGUUGAUGGGAAGAAUUGCGGCACUAAAUCGGUUCAUCUCACGAUCAACCGAUAAGUCUAAAGAAGUAUCUGAUGAGCCUACCUUUGCUAAGCCAGACAAUAUUUGGAGAAGUGUUGUAUCUGUACUUAGCUGCAUUGUGAAAAUCCCCAGGCCAGAGAAUGAAAGAUUAGACAGAGUGGCUCGAACAGAUUCGACAGUAGAUGGGGACACUAAAGAUGAAACACCUAUCCAAAUUCUUUCACAAUCAUCCAUUACCGAGAUGGUGUCGGUCUCGACAGCCGAGACCAUACCUGACUGGCAACUGGAAAAGGGAGUCCUUCAUUCAGAUCGAAAGUUAACUACUCGGUUGAGAAUAAGAGCUGCGAGGUUUACAAUGGUAAAUGGAACUCUUUACAAAAGGGGUUUCAUGUUACCACUCCUCAAAUGUGUUUCAAGAGAGGAAGGAAAUUAUAUCCUCAGAGAGAUCCAUGAAGGGAUCUGCGGAAGCCAUUCUGGAGCUAGAAUACUGGCACACAAAGUUGUCCAAGCAAGUUUCUAUUGGCCUAACAUGUGUCGGGACUCGGAAUUAGUUAGAGAUUGUUAUAAGUGCCAUCGAUUCGCUAAUGUUACUCACCAACUCCCUGAAGACCUGAGUGCAAUCUCUUCACCUUGGCCAUUCUCACAAUGA